UUCUCCCGGUUUUUUUAAUCUUUUUUAUUUUCCCAUCUUCUGUCAACUUUGUUCUCUUAGCGGAAGAAGCGGCAGAAAUUUUCCCACCGCAGGUCCCGCACUCGAGUGCUCAACGGCCCAAAAAAAAAAAAACAAUACAAAAGAGUUAAAAAUAAUUCGCUUAUUAGUUAGCAUCCGGUUUGCUUACUUCUAAACUAGCUGUAGAAGCUAUCUGUUUUUGUAGCUAUGGUGUGAGAAUGAAUGGUGUGAAUUUUAUCUUUCGGAUAGCGAAACUGAAGCUUGAAACCCACGUUUCGAUUGCUACCGUAACGCUCUCUCCUUACUGAACUACUGACUUUGUGGAACGGUUCCUCUGCUAAGCUGUUGGUUUUGUGAAGCUGCCCUCCGGCGGUCUCCAUAUGCUGGGAAACAAGUACACAAGUCAAAGCCAAACCAGGGUUGGUAGACUGGUUCGUGAGAGAGAGCUCAGGAAGUUCAACAAAAUCUUCAACACUGAUGAUAAAGAUGCCACUGACAGCAGCAGGAAUAACAGUGGCAGUGAUUGCUCCCGUGAGCCCGAGUUCCUCCUUGGGGAUGAUAUGGGAUCCCGUGACGAUGAGAUGGUGGACGCCUCCCCUCGUGCUUCUAGGUCACUUGGAGGCGGAUUUGGGGCAUCAGAGGGGAAGCCCAUGAAGAAGCAGCGACUUUUAGUGGUGGCAAACCGUCUUCCUGUGUCUGCAUGCCGGCGUGGUGAGGAUUCUUGGUCGCUGGAGAUCAGCGCUGGAGGCCUUGUUAGUGCUCUUCUUGGUGUUAAGGAUGUUGAUGCUAAAUGGAUUGGAUGGGCUGGUGUAAAUGUACCAGAUGUAAUUGGGCAAAAGGCGCUUGUGAAGGCACUGGCUGAGAAGAGAUGCAUUCCGGUUUUUCUUGAUGAACAAAUUGUGCAUCAAUAUUACAAUGGCUACUGCAACAAUAUCCUAUGGCCGCUUUUUCAUUAUCUUGGACUUCCUCAAGAAGAUGGGCUUGCAACGACUCACAACUUCCAAUCUCAAUUUGAUGCAUAUAAGAAGGCCAACCAGAUGUUUGCUGAUGUUGUGAAUCAACACUAUGAAGAGGGGGAUAUUGUAUGGUGCCAUGAUUACCACCUUAUGUUUCUUCCGAAAUGCCUGAAGGACUAUAACAGCAAGAUGAAAGUUGGAUGGUUCCUUCACACCCCUUUUCCUUCAUCAGAAAUUCACAGAACCCUGCCAUCUCGAUUGGAGCUUCUUAGAUCUGUUCUUGCAGCAGAUUUAGUUGGAUUUCACACAUAUGACUAUGCAAGACAUUUUGUAAGUGCUUGCACUAGAAUUCUUGAACUUGAAGGUACGCCAGAGGGAGUAGAAGACCAAGGAAAACUGACACGAGUUGCUGCGUUUCCUAUUGGGAUAGACUCUGAACGGUUUCAACGAGCGCUUGAGCUUCCACCGGUCAAAGAGAAAAUCAAUGAAUUGACUAAAAAAUUUGCUGGACGGAAGGUGAUGUUAGGAGUUGAUCGGCUUGACAUGAUUAAAGGGAUUCCUCAGAAGAUUUUGGCAUUUGAAAAGUUCCUUGAGGAGAAUCCGGCCUGGCAUAAUAAAGUAAUCUUGCUGCAAAUUGCAGUUCCAACAAGAACUGACGUUCCUGAGUAUCAAAAGCUUACUUGUCAAGUUCAUGAAAUUGUUGGACGUAUAAAUGGACGAUUUGGAACACUAACUGCCGUUCCCAUACACCACCUGGACCGCUCCCUUGACUUUCAUGCAUUAUGCGCACUUUAUGCUGUUACUGAUGUUGCUCUUGUUACCUCACUGAGAGAUGGCAUGAAUCUUGUAAGCUAUGAGUUUGUGGCUUGCCAAGGUGAAAAAAAGGGUGUUUUGAUAUUAAGCGAAUUUGCAGGAGCAGCACAGUCUCUUGGAGCCGGUGCCCUUCUUGUAAAUCCAUGGAACAUUACAGAGGUUGCUGAUUCCAUUGCAAAAGCAUUGAACAUGGCUGCUGAUGAGAGAGAAAAGCGGCAUAGGCAUAACUACGCUCAUGUAACCACACACACAGCCCAAGACUGGGCAGAAACUUUUGUAAGUGAACUUAAUGAUACAGUUGUUGAAGCUCAAAUAAGAACAAAGCUGGUUCCACCGCUUCUUCCUUCUGAAAUAGCUAUUGGACAAUAUUUGCAGUCCAAGAAUCGUCUCCUUAUACUGGGUUUCAAUUCAACCCUAACAGAACUGGUUGAAUCCUCUGGUAGAAGGGGAGGCGAUCAAAUUAAGGAGAUGGAGCUUAAGCUUCACCUAGACUUAAAAGACCCGUUGAAAACGCUUUGCAAUGAUCCAAAGACUACUGUUGUUGUUCUCAGUGGAAGUGAUAGAAGAGUCCUUGAUGAUAAUUUUGGGGAAUACAAUAUGUGGCUAGCGGCAGAAAAUGGGAUGUUUUUGCGUCUUACAGAUGGAGAGUGGAUGACGACAAUGCCAGAACAUCUUAACAUGGAUUGGGUUGACAGUGUAAAGCAUGUUUUUGAGUAUUUUACAGAAAGAACGCCUAGGUCUCAUUUUGAGCAUCGGGAGACCUCACUCGUAUGGAACUACAAGUAUGCAGAUGUUGAAUUUGGAAAACUUCAAGCAAGGGAUAUGCUGCAGCAUCUAUGGACAGGUCCAAUUUCUAAUGCAGCCGUUGAUGUAGUCCAAGGCAAUCGAUCAGUUGAGGUCCGUUCAGUAGGAGUCACUAAGGGCGCUGCGAUUGAUCGAAUAUUGGGAGAAAUUGUGCAUAGCAAGAAGAUGGUUACACCAAUAGAUUAUGUUUUAUGCAUCGGACACUUUUUGGCAAAGGAUGAGGACAUAUACACUUUCUUCGAGCCAGAGCUUCCAUCAGAACCUUUCAAUUCUGCUCGUACGAAGACAGCCGAAGUAAUGAAGGCCCCUGCUGAGAAGAGGCAUAGCGGGAAGCAAACAAACAUCAAGAACAGUUCAAAAACAUCACAUUCAAAGAACCAGAAGCCGAACUUAGCAUCAGAAAGGAAGGUGUCUUCAGCAAGUCAAAAUAACAAUCCAAAUUCUCGUUUGUCUCCGCAAGAGAUGAUGUCCUGGCAAGAGGGCUCUUCUAUUCUUGAUUUGAAGGGAGACAAUUACUUCUCAUGUGCCGUUGGAAGAAAACAAUCGAAUGCGAGGUAUCUAUUGAACUCUUCGAAGGAGGUAAUGUCAUUUCUGAAGCAAUUGGCUAUGUCUUGCAGCCAGAAUGGUCAUUUCAGUGCCAACCACCACCAUUGCAACGGUAAUGGAAGGUCUUGAAGAGAUGGUGAUAACAUUUAUAAGGUUAGUACGUUGUUCUCAGAUCUGGAAGUAUCUAGUAAUCUAUUUUAUUAUCAUGUUAGUUAUAUUGUUGUUGUGUCCAAUGCUAGAGAAGCUUUUUUACAUGAAGUGAUAUUUAUGAAACUCUAUGAUGUUGUAGAUAUAUUUCGUCUCUUGUUUAUAGUCUAACUGUCCAGUUAUUUUAUAAUGAUUGCUAUGUUUUGAUUUCUUUA
Molecule: messenger RNA, 3499 nt
Organism: Dendrobium catenatum
Lineage: Eukaryota; Viridiplantae; Streptophyta; Magnoliopsida; Asparagales; Orchidaceae
Product: alpha,alpha-trehalose-phosphate synthase [UDP-forming] 1
Exons: 18
Coding region: 399-3266 (955 amino acids)
Biological process (GO): trehalose biosynthetic process
Cellular component (GO): cytosol
Molecular function (GO): alpha,alpha-trehalose-phosphate synthase (UDP-forming) activity
Source: RefSeq, a predicted model, not a curated record